AUGCUGCGAACGAUUUUAAAGAGCCCGGCUCCCGUGCGGUGUAUUCAGUCGAGCUUGUACCGCGGCGCCGUUUUCCGCCCUGCUGCUAUGCGGGCCUUUUCUGCAUCUGCAAUCGCAUCUCAUGGACAUAUUCACAAACCAAAACCCGGUGAGGAACUGCACAUUACAUUCAUAACCAAGGACGGUGAGCAGAUAAAGGUGGAAGCCGCGCAGGGCGACAAUCUGAUGGACAUUGCUCAGGCACACGGCCUCGACGUUGAGGGGGCCUGUGGCGGCUCUUGUGCGUGCUCGACGUGCCACAUGAUUAUAGACCCGGAAUAUUACGACGAGAUGGAGGAGCCCAGCGAUGAUGAAAACGACAUGCUGGACUUGGCUUUUGGUCUGACCGAGACCUCUCGACUUGGCUGUCAGGUCAAGAUGACUCCAGAACUCGAUGGAGUCCGAGUGGCUUUACCGGCAAUGACUCGCAAUCUGCAAGCAAAAGAUUUUAAUCGUUAG
Messenger RNA from Wickerhamiella sorbophila, 498 nucleotides. Its product is annotated as Adrenodoxin, mitochondrial. NCBI's taxonomy places the organism in Eukaryota, Fungi, Ascomycota, Dipodascomycetes, Dipodascales, Trichomonascaceae. Gene Ontology annotation, molecular function: 2 iron, 2 sulfur cluster binding. Gene Ontology annotation, biological process: positive regulation of oxidoreductase activity; P450-containing electron transport chain. Gene Ontology annotation, cellular component: mitochondrion. The coding region runs from base 1 to 498 and encodes 165 amino acids. The record is from RefSeq and is a predicted model, not a curated record. The transcript has a single exon.